Molecule: messenger RNA, 3132 nt
Organism: Polypterus senegalus (gray bichir)
Lineage: Eukaryota; Metazoa; Chordata; Cladistia; Polypteriformes; Polypteridae
Gene: ptprea
Product: protein tyrosine phosphatase receptor type Ea
Exons: 15
Coding region: 270-1697 (475 amino acids)
Biological process (GO): protein dephosphorylation
Molecular function (GO): protein tyrosine phosphatase activity
Source: RefSeq, a predicted model, not a curated record
AGGGUGUGUGUACAUUUGCUAUUUUGCAGUCAUUGCCUACUGGUUAUAUACAAGGCACAUAUGAUGAAGCAAACAGAGAAGAAAAUAAAGAGAAAAACAGAUAUCCCAACAUCCUUCCAUAUGACCAUUCCAGAGUUGUGUUGUCACAGACUGAUGGAGUGCCAUGUUCAGACUACAUAAAUGCAUCAUAUAUUGAUGGUUACAAGGAGAAAAACAAAUUUAUAGCAGCACAAGGUCCCAAGCAAGAAACAGUAGCUGAUUUCUGGAAGAUGAUAUGGGAGCAGAAAUGUGUUACAAUUGUCAUGUUAACAAAUUUAAAGGAAAGGAAAGAGGAAAAAUGUCACCAGUACUGGCCAGAUCAAGGAUGCUGGACAUAUGGAAACAUUCGAGUUGCUGUAGAAGAUUUUACAGUCCUUGUAGAUUACACAAUUCGAAAGUUUUGUGUACAGUAUCAAGCAAGUGAUGGCACUAAAUCCUGUAGAUGUGUUACCCAACUACACUUCACCAGCUGGCCUGAUUUUGGUGUGCCUUUCACCCCCAUUGGAAUGCUGAAGUUUUUAAAGAAAGUGAAAAUGGUUAAUCCCUCAUUUUCAGGACCUAUUGUUGUUCACUGCAGUGCUGGUGUGGGAAGAACAGGGACAUUCAUUGUUAUUGAUGCCAUGAUUGACAUGAUGCAUACGGAACAGAAAAUAGACGUCUUUGGCUUUAUUUCAAGGAUACGGGAUCAAAGGUCACAGCUUGUUCAGACCGAUAUGCAGUACUCCUUUAUCUACCAAGCUCUUUUGGAAUACUACCUCUAUGGGGACACGGAGCUAGAUGUAUCCUCUUUAGAAGGACACUUGCAGAAGCUUCACAGUACAUCAGCCCCUUUUGACAGAAUAGGACUGGAGGAAGAAUUCCGAAAGUUAACAAAUGUCCGAAUAAUGAAGGAAAAUAUGCGGACAGGAAACCUUCCAGCCAAUAUGAGGAAAAACCGAGUGCUCCAGAUUAUCCCAUAUGACUUUAACAGGGUCAUUCUUUCAAUGAAAAGAGGUCAAGAAAACACAGAUUACAUCAACGCAUCUUUUGUGGAUGGCUACCGGCAGAAAGACUAUUUUAUUGCAACACAAGGUCCCUUAGCACAUACGGUGGAUGACUUCUGGAGGAUGGUUUGGGAAUGGAAGUCUCAUUCAAUUGUAAUGCUUACAGAACUCCAGGAGAGAGAACAGGACAAAUGCUUCAAGUACUGGCCAAGUGAAGGUUCUGUAACUUAUGGAGAAUAUAGUGUAGAAUUCAAGGGUGAUAUCCUGUGUGAAACGUACAGUGUCAGAGACUUUAUUCUCACCUUCAUUCCAGAAAAACAAACUAGACUUGUCCGACAGUUCCAUUUUCAUGGUUGGCCUGAAAUUGGAAUUCCCACUGAAGGCAAAGGGAUGAUAGACAUCAUAGCAGCUGUACAGAAACAGCAGCAACAAUCAGGAAAUCAUCCAAUUAUUGUGCACUGCAGUGCUGGUGCUGGAAGAACGGGUACUUUUGUUGCCCUUAGCAAUAUACUGGAGCGAGUCAAGGCAGAAGGUCUCUUAGAUGUUUUUCAAACUGUCAAAAGUCUGCGUAUGCAGAGGCCUCACAUGGUUCAAACAUUGGAACAAUACGAGUUUUGCUAUCGAGUAGUACAGGACUUUGUGGACAUUUUCUCAGAUUAUGCAAACUUUAAAUGAAAUGUCUCGCUUUAACUACAACGUUGGAUUCCUUCACUGUUUUAUUACUGUAUGACCUAAGGCUAAACUUUGCUAUGCACAAAUUCUUCAUGUAUGUAAAUUUGUUUAAAAAAUUGUCUUGUACUAUUUUUCAGGAUGAUUGUAAGUGCCAGAAAAAGAAAUAAUAGAUAAGUUUUAUUAUGUAAACUAACUUAACUGAUACCAUAAAAUCUGAUUGUAUUCCAUUACGUUUAAGAUAUAUGUAGAUAAAACUUUAUAGUAUCUGGUUAAUGUUGUACAUGCUUUUACUUUAAUAUUUAGCAAUUUUUCAGCAGCUGAGAUAAUUUGAAAUUUAAGAAGUGAACAAACACUGGCUGUAUUAUUUGAAGCACUUAUGCAGAAUAUUUAUUUAUUGUUGUCUGUAAUCUGAUUUCUGUACAGAAUUACUUGUACAGUAUAUUGUAAAAAAGUACAACUCUGGAAUGUAUAUAUAAGUAUAUAAUUUAAGAUAGUUUUUUAAUAAAUUAGUUAACUAGGACACCUCAUAUGAAAACUGUCUAGAAAGUUAUAACUGAUAUCAUUUUUAUAUAUUUGUAUAUAUUUCCAUAAACAGAGAAUGAAAUGGUGUUUCUCUUACAGGUUUUAAUAAGAAAGAGAGUUCAUAUUAAAAAAUAGUAAAACAUAACAAAUAACAUUUAAUUUAAAAGGGCUGUACAUUAUACAAGUGGGUACAUAAACUCAAUUUGAAGUAAAAUUGGGCAUUUUGUCAUUAUUUGGUACUGUAAUAUAAUGAAACCCACGCCAGAUAACCUAAGUUAGCACAUACGUUUGAAGCACACUACGUGAUGUACACUGCCGUGUAAUGAUACUUUUAUUCUUCUAAGUGAAGUUUGUAAUAUACAAAAGUAAAUAUCUGUUCAUUUGUAUAUAGUUUUUGUUAAAAUGCUAGAGCUGCAAAGUCAUAGUUCUGUGGGAGCAAACUGCAGAUAUAUAUUUUUACAACUGUGCAUUCUUAUACUUAUUUUUAACAUUUUUAUGUUGCAUGAAGCAGUGCCAUAUUGUGAUUAGAAAUACUUUUCUGAUCAGGUAGGUUAAAAUGGUCACUGAGUGACUGGAAUUAUUGUGAGCAGACGUACUGUAUUUGUAAUGAAAACUAAAAAGCAGACCAUUUGUGUAAUAUUCUUUGUGUUGCAAUACUGCUAAUCCAAUGCUGACUAAACAGAUGCAAUUACAUUUCCAAAUAAAUGAACUGCUAAAGUUCAGAGGUCUUAUUUCCAAAUGUAUUAUAGUUAUAUUCAGGUUUAACUUUUGGCAAUGUGUGUCAUGUAAGUUGGGCUUGGUCGUUGCUAUGUUUCAUGUGUAACUUAAUCCAUUUGUAAUUUCUAUGUCAAUUAAUGCCUUGAAGAAUGUCUCUGUAUAUGCAGAAUGCAAUAUCAAAUACAGUCCAAGAACCCAA